Molecule: messenger RNA, 784 nt
Organism: Anopheles darlingi
Lineage: Eukaryota; Metazoa; Arthropoda; Insecta; Diptera; Culicidae
Exons: 3
Coding region: 91-546 (151 amino acids)
Biological process (GO): sleep; regulation of synaptic transmission, cholinergic; positive regulation of voltage-gated potassium channel activity
Source: RefSeq, a predicted model, not a curated record
UCGAGCAAGUAAAAUAUGGUGGGAAAUUUUUACCAUUUUCCAACAACAUCUUUAAUUUCUCUCUGUUUUGUUCAGUAAUUCGACUCCGCAAUGAAGAAUCUCCUUAAAUCUCUCGUGCUGCUGUCCGUUCUUAGCUGUGCCUUCGCCAUUCGCUGUUACCAGUGCUCGUCGCAAACCGAUCCGCUGGGUUCCGAUAACUGCGGUGCGUACAAAGCGUUCAACAAAUCACAAAAUAUCGCGAUCGAGUGCAACAGCGAUGAGUCGCACAUGCCCGGUUCGUUCUGCAUGAAAGUGGUACAGCAAAGUCCCCGUGGAUUCAUUUGGGAUGGUCGAUGGCGCCAGGUCAUUAGGCAGUGUGCGUCCGUAUCCGAAACGGGAGUUACGGGCGUUUGCAACUGGGGUGUGUUUGAGAACGGCGUGUACUGGGAAGAGUGCUACUGCGUCGACGAUGAAUGUAACGGUGCUCCGGGAAGCAUUACCGCAUCUUUCGCUGUACUGUUCGCGGCCAUUCUACCUGUACUGAUUGCGAGAAAACUCGUUGCUUAAAGCAAAGAGCUGACCGUUCAGAGUGCCUUUUCCACAAUCAAACAGUUUCCGUCCAUUUCACUCAACGUGCAAAGAUGUUGUUCAUAUUUUAGAACAUUAGAAACGUAACUCGUCCGUUUUUCGUGUAGCUUUUAGCACGACCAGACAUUCCAAGCAGUAAUCUCAUCUGAAAGUAUUUCUCACUCCGAUAUAGCUAUUAAGCGACAAAAGAUGACUGGAAAUAAACAAUUUUAAUACA